Molecule: messenger RNA, 1417 nt
Organism: Anopheles bellator
Lineage: Eukaryota; Metazoa; Arthropoda; Insecta; Diptera; Culicidae
Gene: Uro
Product: uricase
Exons: 4
Coding region: 231-1214 (327 amino acids)
Biological process (GO): urate catabolic process; purine nucleobase catabolic process
Cellular component (GO): peroxisome
Molecular function (GO): urate oxidase activity
Source: RefSeq, a predicted model, not a curated record
CACUGCUACUCCCGUGGCCAUGCACCAUUUGAUCGUUGCCUGUGGUCGAGUUUGGACGGUCGACAGCCGCCAAGCCAGAUUGGUGUGUUUCAUCGAAAACAAGUGACCUCUUCGGUGCCCGACCGUUACCUGACCCCUGUUUUUUACGGGGCUACAAUUUGGAGCCCGCGAAAAGUGCUGGUAAAGAGUUUUCAAGGAAUUUAAAUCGCGCAAUCGGAACCGCUGGCAAGAUGAUGUCCCGGAAGCUUUUCGACGAGAGCAGCGCUCUUCAGUUAGAUGGCGAGAAUUCGCCCUUCCAAAUCAGCAACUACGGUUACGGCAAGGACAGCGUUAAGGUGUUGCAUGUUUUCCGUAACGGUGCGGUACACUCAAUAAAGGAGUUUGAAGUGGGCACCAAGCUUAAGCUGCGCAGCCAGAAGGAUUAUCUUGAAGGUGACAACAGCGACAUUGUGGCAACGGAUUCGCAGAAAAACACCGUCUAUCUGUUGGCCCGCAAGCACGGUCUCAAGUCGCCGGAGGAGUUUGGCGUGCUGCUGUGUCACCACUUUCUGAGCAAGUAUCCGCACGUGGACGAGGUGUCGAUCCACAUCGACGAGUACCCUUGGUCGCGGAUGGGCUUCGGUACGGGUCCGUACACAGACUUGCACAACCACGCGUUCGUCUUCACACCAACCGCCAUCCGGUACACGGACGUUACGCAGAAGAGAACGGAAACCAAACCCACCAUCGUGAGUGGCCUGACGGACUUGCGAGUGCUCAAGACGACGCAAUCGGCAUUCGUAAACUUCGUCAACGACGAGUAUCGCUCGCUGCCGGAUCAGCACGAUCGAAUCUUCAGCACGGUUGUCCGCUCGUCCUGGCAGUACUCAACGGUGACCGGCGUGGACUUUGACUACUGUUGGAACAAGGUGAAGCAGUGCAUCCUGAACAACUUUGCCGGGGAAACCGAAAAGGGCAUCUUCUCGCCCAGCGUCCAGCACACGCUGUACCUAGCCGAGAAGCAGGUUCUCGAGACGAUCCCCGAAAUCUCGUCGAUCGACAUGACGAUGCCCAACAAACACUACUUUACGUUCGACUUCAGCCGAUUUCCCAAAGUGAUCAACGAAUCCGAGCUGGGCGAGGAAACGGUCUACACGCCGGUCGACAAACCGGCCGGCAUUAUUUACGCCCAGCUCGAUCGGAAAUCGGAUCAGCACAUGAAAAGUAAACUCUAGGGCCGGGCCCCACCGCACCGCAUGGGUGGUCCACCGCACGGCAUGGGUUAAGUAAACGUAGCUUAAGUGCUUAUGAUGGUCGGGUGUUUACUCUACGAUCUACUUCUAUCGUCGAAGGAAUUGCUAUGGGACUGCAAGAUGAAACGACUCAGUUACUAUUAGUCGUACUUCACGAAUUGAAGUUACUGGCGUCUUAAAUUUAA